Drosophila kikkawai is the source of this 6988-nucleotide messenger RNA. It is a transcript of the gene Tig, whose product is annotated as Tiggrin. NCBI's taxonomy places the organism in Eukaryota, Metazoa, Arthropoda, Insecta, Diptera, Drosophilidae. The record is from RefSeq and is a predicted model, not a curated record.
GCCACGAGGCGCAACGGUUUUUCUUCCUUCGAAAUACAUCGACAUUCGUAGUGAGUGAAGUGUCCUGAGCCAAAUCUAAUUACAACUGGCCUGCAAAAUACAAGAUUCGAAAUUCCUCGUGAAUAGUGACAAGUGAAUAACGGUAUAUUGCGGCAUGAAGGCUCUGGGAGUGUGCGCCCUGCUAUUGGCGGUCGCCAGCUGCCAGGGCUAUGGCGGUGGCUAUCAGAGGUCCAGCUACAGCUCCAGCUCCAGUUCAUCUUCAUCUUACGGCAGUGGACAAACCUCGGCAGUGCCGCAUAUCAACGAAUGGGGCUACUCGCACUUCAACGAGGUCCGCGAACUGGCUAAUCAACUGAAGCAGAAAUUUAACUCCCUUUCUCAGGGAUCGUCUAUCUUUGGCUAUGCAUCCACUUGGAAUCCUGAUAUUUUGAAAAUUAGCGGAAAGAGCGGAAGCCAGCUAGAUGCUGUCACCUCGGAGAUCAGCCAGCAGUUGGUGGCAGACAUGCGCCAGGGCAUAACCAGUUACAACACCAUUCGACAGCCGAACUUCUUUGAAGCAAAGGCGGCCGAGCUGCUGGAGCGUUUCGCUGGAGGGGAGAGUGCCAGCCUACAGCAGGCUGUGGACCUGGGUCCCUUCCAGCCAGUGGACUUGAGUGGUUUCGACGAGGUCAAAAACUACGCCUAUCCCGCCGAAGUAAAGGUAAUCGAUGGAAAGACCUAUGUUGUGCACCGUAACUGCACAGAGGCCACCAAGUUGUCCGGCUACGGUGGCUCGACCCAAUUAAUCCAGGGAUUCCUUGGACAGGGCCAGACAUCAAUUCCUCUUGGCAGCACUACGACGACCAUCACGAAAAAGAAAACCAUCCGCGACUGGGUCCGGGAGAACCAGGAGCCAUCCGUGGUCGGCUACAACUCAGUUGUAAAUAUAGGCCGGCAGGCAGACAGCAGAUCAUAUAGCUCGCCCAUGUCCAGUCCCAGUUUCUUUGGCCAGAUCAGCUCCUCGUCGCCCGGAGCCAGCUCCACACUAUUCAUUCGAAGCUUUAAUAAGACGACUACAACACAUCCGGAUGGAACUAGCUCAGUAGAUGGCUCCGAGUCGCAGCAGCGCUGGCAAGACGGGAAGUUGGUGUUCGAUCAGCAGGUGCCCUUUGGGCAGACAGCGGUGCCGAGGGAUGAGCAGUGGAAGCGCGAGGAGCGUGAACGCCUUUUCUGGUACCUAACUACGCCCCAACGACUUGAGGACUGGCAGCGUCAGCAGGAGGAUCGCCUGCUGGGAGUUGUCGAGCGUUACAAGAUCACUCUGCCUAUGCUCGAAGAGUUCCACCGCCGUGAGCUGGCCCGGUUCCAGGCUUUGAUGGGUCAAUACCAAUCACAGGUUCAGGACGCCAGUGCAUGGCAGAGACAAGAACGCAGUCGCCUGGAUUGGCUCAUCCACCAGAAUGGGUUUUCGGCUCAAGACAUCCAGCGCUGGCAGACCGAAAACGAUCGUAAGUUAGCCCAAGCGGCUCAGCAACACGGCAUCAGCAAGGAUCAGCUUCAGCAGUGGCAGCGGGAGGAGCUGCAGCGCAUGCACAUCCACUUCAACCAGGUGAACCAGUCGUUGGCGCCGCAGGUCCCAAUUGUGCCAUCUCAGAGCACAUACAACUACCCCUCCUCCAGUUCCCUGACCGAGGAUAAUACCAAGGAGCAACAGCGCCUGGAAGAGCUGAUUCGGCAGCACAACGCUACGAUCGCCGCUCUGCAAAACUCUAUUAGGACCGACCAGCAGCGACUGAAGGACCUCUCAAUUAAGUAUCAGGGCGAUAUGCAAAGCCAGACUCAGUGGUUGCGCGGGGAGGUGGCUCGAAUCGGAGACCUGAUCAAGGACCAAAACGAACAGGUGUCGAAAAUUACCGCCUGGCAGAGCUCGGAGCGUUCUCGCCUGGAGAGCAUCCUGCGUCAGCAUCGCGGCUCUGUGGGGGAACUGCAGCAGCAGAUAAACCAAGAUCGCUCUUACCUUCAGAACCUGGCCACCAAAUACCGAGUCAGCGUGGAGGAGCUGGAGAAAUGGCAGCACGAGGAGCUGCAGCGCCUGCAGGUGAAUGGUCAGAAGCAGCUGGAGGGUCACAUUAAGGACUGGCAGGUCAGCGUGAGCACCAACCUUCGCGACAUCGUGGGCCAGAACCAGCUGACCAUUGAGGAGUUCCAGAACUCCAUUAUCAACGAUCGCAGCCGCCUGGAGCAGAUGGCGCGCAUGUACAAGGUGAAGGUGGAAGAGAUAGAGCAGUGGAUCAAGAGCGAGCUUAAGAAGUUCCAGUCGGAGGGUCUUCUCAAGGAGGUUGAACAGGAGCUGGUUUUGUGGCAGCAGAAGGAGCGAGAGCGCCUGCAGGCUAUCGUGCAACAGAACUCGCUGACCGUAGACCAGCUGGAGGUCAAAAUAAAGAACGACCAAGAUCACUUCUUCAAGCUGGCCGACAAGUACAAAAUCCGCGUCGAGGAUAUCCAGGACUGGCUGAAGCAAGAGCUACUGCGGCUGCAGAGCGAGGGCCUUGUCAAGGCGGAGUCCUUGAAGGACUGGCAGCAGACCGAGCGCGCUCAAAUCUCCUUGCUGGUGCAGCAAAACAAGUACUCGCUCGAGGAAUUGGAGCGUAAGUUGCUGGCUGAUCGGGCCCGCUUGCAGGACCUGUCCGGUACCUAUAACGUCAAGGUGUCCGAAAUCGAGCAAUGGAUUAAGUCGGAGGGCGAUCGCCUCCAGCGCGAGGGUCAGUUGAGAAUGGAAACCCAGCUGAACAAUUGGCAGAAAAUCGAGCGUCAGCGCCUGCUGGAUCUAAUUAACAAAAAUAACUUGUCCAUCGAGGAGAUCGAGGCCAAGGUCGGCAAGGACCAGACGCAUCUCUACAGCCUGGCCCAACAGCACCAGGUGCGCGUGGAGGAGAUCGAGCAAUGGAUCAAGCAGCAAAUUCAGAAGUUACAGGACCAGGGUCUAAUUGAGAUGCAAAAGCUGAAGAACUGGCAGCUCGAGUGGCGCGGUAAUCUCACCAACAUGGUGCAGGAUCGUGACUUCACCGUCGAGGAGUUCCACAAGUGGCUGCUCAAGGAUCGCGCCCAACUCCAGAGCCUGGCUAUGCAGCACAACGUGCAGAUCGAGGAGAUCGAAACGUUUGUCAAGAAGGAGGAGCAGCGUUUCAUUGGCAUGGGUCUGUUGAAGCCCAGCGAGAAACUGACCAACUGGCAGGAGGUUGAGCGCCUGCAUCUUAAGAACCUGGCACAGCAGCAGUACAAGUCCACCGAACAGCUGGAAGCCCGUCUUCGUCAAGAUCGUGAGCUUCUGGAGCGCCUCGCCCGCCAGUACAGCGUCCAGGUGGAGGAAAUCGAGAGUUGGAUGAAGCAAGAGCUGGCGCGCAUGCGUGACGAGGGCCAGCUGCAGAUCGACAACCUCACCUCCUGGCAGCUGGCUGAACGGGAGCGUCUGGAGGCCCUCAUCAAGCAGAACAAGCAAUGGAGUGCCGAAGACUUAAAGGCCGAACUGGAGAAGGAUCGCGAGCACAUGCAGACCAUGGCCUUCCAAUACCACACCUCCGUCGAGGAGAUAGAGCGCUGGCUCCAGACUGAGAUUGAGCGCUUGAAGCAGCAGGGAAAGCUUAACAUCGAGCAACUGACCGCCUGGCAACGUACCGAACAGCAGCGAAUCCUAUCACUGCUUCAGCAGCAUUCCAACAUCACCCUGGAGCAGUUCCAGGCCAAGGUACACAACGAUCGUCGCUUCCUGAUAAGGCUUGCCGGCCAGCACCACGUGAGUGUUGUGGAGGUGGAGAAUUAUGUAAAUCAGGUCAUCGAGGACUUGCGCAAGAAGGGCCAGUUCGAGAUCGAGCAACUGCAGACUUGGCAGAUAGUGGAGCGCGACUACAUCAAGAGUCUGAUUGCGGAGUACAAGAACGGGCUGUCUACGGCGGAGUACGAGCAAAAGCUCCUGGCAGAUCGCGCACAUCUCAACCAGCUGGCCGAUCAGUAUCGCUUGAACGUGGAACAGAUCGAGGAAUGGAUGAUUGCUGAGCUGAAACGUCUGAGGGGCAGCACAGAGGAGUCUCUAAAGAGCCUCAGCGCCUGGCAAGUGUCUGAGUUGGAACGUCUGCAAAACUUGGUUAAACAGCAAAACCACCUUACUUUUGUCGAGUUUGAGAUGGAAUUGAAUCAAGAGCGCGAUCGACUGCAGAAACUGGCCACUCAGUACUCGGUCAACGUGGCCGAGAUUGAAGAGUGGCUGCGCCAGCAACUUAUUAGCCUGCGGUCCACCGGUCAGGCCAAGGUAGAGAACCUUUCCAAGUGGCAGGUGGAGGAACAGCAGCGCCUAAUCGAGCUCCUUUUGAAAAAGCAGCAGGAGCUGCCAUACGAACAAGUGGAGCGCGAACUUACCCAGGACCAUGCCCGUCUAGAGAGUCUUUCGCAGACGCACCACGUGGGCAUCGAUCAGGUUGAGAAUUGGUUACGUGAAGAACUGAGGCGCCUGCAGAGCUCUGGCCUGGUCCAGUUCGAGCAGCAGACUCAAUGGCAGCAGAAGAUCAGCAACGGAUUCAACGACUGGCUGCAGCAGCAGCGCAACGGGGCCAGCUAUCAGGAGUUUGUGGACUUCCUUAAGCGUGACAAGCAGCGCCUGGACAGCAUCGCCUCCGACUACCAUGUGACUGUGGAGCAGGUGGAGAAAUGGGUUCAAAAGGAAGCGGCUCGCCUCUCGGUCAUCGGUGUGAUCGACCGCCCACAAGGCAACGUAAAGUAUGAGGAAAUUGUCAACAUCUGGGAUGAGAAGCCUGCGACUGUUUGGCAGCAAGAUCUGGUGACGCGUCUGCGUACUAUUGCCCAACGCCGUCCCCUGACCAAGGUAGAGUUCGAGAGCUACUUGAUCCGUAACAAGCCGAUCUUCGAGGAAAUCGCUCGUCAAUAUCAUGUGACCAUCGAAGACAUCCACCUAUGGCUGGACCAGACCGCCCAAAAAGAGGGCCUAGUAUCGACGGAAUGGCAAUCUAAGGAAAGAUUACAUAUCGAGGAUCUGAUAGUUCAGCAACAGAGAAAGCAGCAGAAGUGGACCAUCGAUGAGUUGAAGCUCCGCCUGAACAACGACCAUCGGCACUUGCAAGACGCUGUCGUGCAGUACCAUGUGACCAUCGAAGAACUGAAGGCCUGGUACACGGAUGAGCUUAAUCGGCUGUUGGCGCAGCGUAGGAUCGACCAAGGCUUCGGUCUCUCUUGGCAGACCAUUGAAUUGGAGCAGAUCUACAAAGCGGUUUUGAACAACCCGAGCAUUGGUCGCCAGGGUCUUGAGCAGCUUUUGUUCAGUGACAGCGAGGCCCGUGCCGCACACUACCGCAUUACCGUCGAGGAGUUGCACCUGUUCAUUCAGGAGCAGCUGCGACGCUUCUCUAAUUUGGGUCUUUUCGUAGACACUGGAAGGCAGGCCAGUAAAUGGCAGGAUCAGGAAAGAAAGCGAUUGCGUGAGGUGGCCACCGGCGUGGUGAUCACCGAGAAGGAACUGCUCGAGUUCAUCUCGCAGGAUACGGCCUUCCAAACACAGCUGGCCCAGCUUUACCAGGUUGGCCUUGUCCAAUUGGCGCCGGUGCAGCGCAUUUUUGUCGGAAACAUGGUGCGCGAACAGUUGUUGGAGGUCCGCCGCCUGAACAACCUGACCUCCUGGCAGCAGCGGGAACGCGACCGCCUGUACGAAUUCAUUGGCACACAGAACAUGACUCAAACUCAGCUCAGGAGUUGGCAGAGUCAGGAUGGACAGUUGUUGCAGGACUUCGCCCAGAAGUACGAAAUCUCGGUGCAGCAGCUCAAGGAGUGGCAGAAGCAGGAGCUCGAGCGAAUCAACCUGGUGGCACGCUACUACGGUAUGACCCAGAGCGAUCUACAGAAAUUCCGCGAGGGUGAGCUGCGGCACCUGGCCUAUAUCAAUCACCGUCAACUCAUGGCUGCCGCCGAGGCUCAGAACUGGGAAAAGCGUCACCAGUGGACACUGGGACGCCUGCAGAGUCGCUACGGCAAGUUCGGCCAAGAGCUGGUCGUUUGGCGCCGCACCCUGUUCCUGCUGAGCCAAGGCCUUAUCGACCUGCCCUCGGGCGGCAGUGCUGACGGCGGCUAUGUGGUGGAUCCGGGCAGCACCAAUGCCACCGCCCACUACAAGCCAAUCUUCUCAAAGGAUCGUGGAGAUCAGCCGCCGCAUACGUACGAGGAGAACUACGACGAAGGCGAUGAGCCAGGAUUGGAGGGCGAGACAAAAGCACCGCCACUACCACGUCCCCAGCCCCCUCGCCCAUCCCCCUAUGUGAGCACGCCUACUCCUCCCUUGCCCUACAGCCGUGGUGGACCUUCAGGCGGAUACGAGUACCGCCGGCAGGACUAUACCUUCAAUGUUCCCGUGGGCACAGCAUCGGCGUCGGCCAGCGGUGGUCCAACUGGAUCCUCGGCUAGUGCCAGCGCGUCUCUGGGAAAAUGGAGUCGGGCUUCGGGAGAUGAGCCAUCGCAGCAGGUAGAGGAUCUCGGUCAACAGCAGCAGGAGGAGCUUGGCUGGAACGCAAACCUGGAGGAUCUUGGCCAACAGCAACAGGUAGUAGACUCUGACUGGGACUCGCAGCAGCAAUCGGAAGACCUUGGGCAGCAACAGGUUCAAGUCGAAGACCUAAGCGGAGAUCAUUUUGGACCGACACAAGGAAACAGGGCCAACACUAGGGGUCAGCUUCAAGAGCAGCCGGCAAAGCAAGAGGAGGUGGAAGCCACCGCGGAGCCCUCGUUCUGGGAGAAGCUCAAGGGAAAACUCGGCUAGAGAGGAAACCAAUCAACUGCCAAAUAGCUACGGGCUCAGGCUCGUCAAAGCUAAAAUUAUAUAGUUUAGAAUGUUUCUUACUUAACUAGAAAAACUCGCAAUCAAUCUUAAAUCUUUUAAAUGUUUACAAUUGUUUCUUUAGUUACUUAUUUAAGUAAAUAAAUGAGACUUCAAAUGUCCCAUGUGUUCCUGAAA